AUGCAACCUUUAUUGAUGGAGCUUGCGAAAAUUUAUGAACAGGUUUAUAGUCUCGCUGAAACACCAAAUUCUUUACAAGCAUCUGUUAAACAUGCUUUAGAAAUCAUAGAAGAGGCAUUGAAUAGAUAUGGAACCAAUGGAUUAGCGUUGUCUUUUAAUGGGGGAAAAGACUGCACUGUACUUUUAUAUUUAUAUUCAGCGGCUCUUUAUAAAUUCUCACAAAAAUCCGGUGAAAAAAUACCAAAAAUUCAGAGCGUAUAUAUUACUAAUCUUAACCCUUUUGCCGAGGUUGAUGCAUUCGUGGAAGAAUCUAUACACCGAUACAGAUUAGAUCUUAUUAAAGUAGAAAGUCCAAUGAAACAGGCCUUAGCUACUUAUUUGGAAAAUCGGCCAAGUGUGAAGGGUAUCCUGGUUGGUAAUAGAAGAAAUGAUCCAUAUAGUGAGCGUCUAUCUGAAUUUGCACCAACCGAUCCCGGUUGGCCUAAUUUUAUGCGUAUACAUCCGAUUCUAGAUUGGCAUUAUAAUCAGAUAUGGGAGUUUUUACAAAAGUUAAAAGUACCUUAUUGUAGUUUGUAUAAUAUAGGAUACACUUCACUCGGUAGUACUGUUAACACCCGGGCCAAUCCAGAUCUCCGUAACCCUAAUAAUCCUAAUGGUUUUGAUCCAGCCUGGAAGUUAACAGACGAGAGUAAAGAACGAAAUGGACGAACAGUCGAAAAAUACACCAUAAAGACAAUAUUAUCUAAUUCAACGACAUCGGCAACAAUAACAAACGAUAUAAAUAAUGAAGGAUGA
Molecule: messenger RNA, 795 nt
Organism: Ambispora leptoticha
Lineage: Eukaryota; Fungi; Glomeromycota; Glomeromycetes; Archaeosporales; Ambisporaceae
Source: the annotation of a GenBank genome assembly